Elgaria multicarinata webbii is the source of this 4041-nucleotide messenger RNA. Its product is annotated as zinc finger protein 208-like. Gene Ontology annotation, biological process: regulation of transcription by RNA polymerase II. Gene Ontology annotation, cellular component: nucleus. Lineage: Eukaryota; Metazoa; Chordata; Lepidosauria; Squamata; Anguidae. The record is from RefSeq and is a predicted model, not a curated record. The transcript is spliced from 7 exons. Gene Ontology annotation, molecular function: RNA polymerase II cis-regulatory region sequence-specific DNA binding; DNA-binding transcription factor activity, RNA polymerase II-specific. Bases 97 to 4041 code for a protein of 1314 amino acids.
GCGGAGGAGCCUCGCGGGCGAGUUGUCAGAGCUAAGAAGCAAAACCUCUCCGGAGGAGAUUCUGAAUGAACCUCUCGCAGAUACAGACAAUGAAGAAUGACGUCUGGGUUUCAACCAAAAUCGCAGCCUCCUUCUAGGACAAGGCGAGAGGUUGCAGUGGAACCAAGCCAGGGGCCAGUGGUCUUCGAAGAUGUGGCCGUGUAUUUCACGGAGGGCCAGGGGGCUCUGCUGGAUCCGGAUCAGAGGGCCUUGUACAGGGAGGUCAUGGUGGACAAUUAUGGCAACGUGGCCUCGUUGGGCUUUCCAGGUGCCAAGCCUGAGCUCAUCUCUCGGCUGGAACAAGGGGAAGAGCUGUGGAUGCCGGAUUCUCCGGGCUUGGAUGGAAUGGAGAACUCCAAGGCCCACUUAGCAGGGGAGUGUAGGACAAAGCACUCAAGAACCGUGUGUGGGGGAAAUUGUGACAUUUGGCAACACUUGAUUUCUGACUACAAAAGCCAGACAGGAGAGAAACUGUAUAAAUGCUUUGAGUGUGAGAAGUGUUUUUAUUGGAAAUCACAGCUCAUCACCCACCAGAGAGUCCACACAGGAGAGAAGCCAUACAAAUGCUUGGAGUGUGGAAAAUGUUUUUCUGUUAAAUCAAAUCUAAUGAUCCAUCAGAGAUGCCACACAAAAGAAAAGCCACACACAUGCUUGGCAUGUGGGAAAUGUUUUGGUCAUCUAUCAUCCCUUGCAAUACACCAGAGAGUCCACACAGGAGAGAAACCUUAUAAAUGCUUGGAGUGUGGGAAGUGUUUUGCUCUGAAAUCGCACCUCAUGAACCACCAGAGAGUCCACACAGGAGAGAAGCCAUAUAAAUGCUUGGAGUGUGGGAAAUGUUUUGCUCAUCUAUCAUCCAUUGCAAUACACCAAAGAGUCCACACAGGAGAGAAACCUUAUAAAUGCUUGGAGUGUGGGAAGUGUUUUGCUCGGAAAUCACAUCUCAUGAGCCACCAGAAAAUCCACACAAGAGCGAAGCCAUAUAAACGCUCGAACUGUGGGAAGGGUUUUACUCAGAAAUCAGUUCUUGUGGCCCGCAAAAGCAUCCGCACAGGAGAGAAGUUGUAUAAAUGUUUGGAACGUAGGAAGUGUUUUGCUCUGAAAUCGCAUCUCAUGAUCCACCAGGCAACCCAUAAAGGGGGGAAAUACCACAAAUGCUUUAAAUGUCAGAUAAGUUUUGUUCAGCACUCGGCCCUUCUGCGACAUCAGAGAACCCACACAGGGACAACAUCAUAUAGAGGCUUGGAACGUGGGAAGAGUUCUUCUCUGAAAUUAUAUUUAAUGAUCCAGCAGAGAGUCCACACAGGAAAGACACCACAUAAAUGCUUGGAAUGUGGGAAGUGUUUUGCAAAAAAGACAAAUCUUAAGACCCACCAGACAGUGCACACAAGGGAAACAUUGCAUAAAUCUUUGGAGGGUAAGAAAUCUUUUGCUCAGAAAUCAGUGCUCAUAAAAUACCAGAUAGUCCACAAAGGAAAGAAAUCCUAUAAAUGUUUGGAAUGUGGGAAGUAUUAUGCUACUCGCUCUUCUUUUGUGGUACACCAGAGAUUCCACACAAGUGAAAAACCCUAUAAAUGCUUGCAGUGUGGAAACUUUUUUUCUGAUCCAUCAGCCUUUACAAAACACCAGAGAAUUCACACAGGAGAGAAGCCCUAUAAAUGCUUGGAAUGUGGGAAGCAUUUUGCACGGCAGUCACAUCUGAGGAAACACAAGAGAGUCCACAAAGGUGAGAAACAGUUUAAAUGCUCGGAAUGUGAGAAGUGUUUUGCUCAGAAAAUAGAUCUUAUGACCCAUCGGAUAGUCCACACAGAGGAGAAAGGCAAAAAACAUCACCAAUGCUUUAAAUGUCAGAUAUGUUUUAUUCAGACCUCAGCCAUUCUAAGUCAUCAGAGAACUGACACAGAGUCAAAACCACUGAAAUGCUUGGCAUGUGGGAAGUGUUUUGCUCAGAAAUCACAUCUCUUGAUACAUGAGAGAGUCCACACAGGAGAAAGGCCCUAUAAAUGCUUGGAGUGUGGGAAGAGUUUUGCUCAGAAAUCAUCUCUCAAGACCCACCAGACAGUCCACAAAGGGGAGAAACCCUACAAAUGUUUGGAAUGUGGGAAGUACUAUGCUAAUCGCUCUUCCUUUGCAGUACACCAGAAAGUCCACACAGGUGAGAAACCAUAUAAAUGUUUGGAGUGUGGGAAAUGUUAUGCUCAGAAAGCAGUACUCAUGAAGCACCAGAGAGUCCACACAGUAGAGAAGCCAUAUAAAUGCUCGGAGUGUGGGAAGUUUUUUUCUGCCCAAUCAGCCUUUGCAAAACACCAAAGAGUCCACACAGGAGAGAAACCCUAUAAAUGCUUGGAGUGUGGGAAGUGUUUUGCUCAAAAAUCCCCAUUUGUGGGUCACCAGAGAAUCCAUACAGGCGAGAAACCCUAUAAAUGCUUAGAGUGUGGGAAGUGUUUUGCACAGCAGCCACAUCUAAGGAGUCACCAGAAAGUCCACAAAGGAGAGAAACCGUUUAAAUGCUUGGAAUGUGAGAAAUGUUUUACUCAUAAAUCGGUGCUCAUGAACCACCAGAGAGUCCACACAGGAGAGAGACCCUAUAAAUGCAUGGAGUGUGGGAAGGGUUUUGCUCAAAAAUCAAAUCUCUUGAUUCACCAGAGAAUCCACACAGGCGAGAGACCAUAUGAAUGCAUGGAGUGUGGGAAGAGCUUUGCUUAUAAAUCAAAAUCACAUCUCGUGACCCACCAGAGAGUCCACACACGAGAGAGACCCUAUAAGUGCUUGGAGUGUGGGAAGGGUUUUGCUCAGAAAUCUCAACUCAUGAGGCACCAGAGAGACCACACGGGCAAGAAACCGUUUAUGUGUUCGGAGUGUGGGAAGGAUUUUGAUUGGAAAUCACAACUUUUGAUCCACCAGAGAGUCCACACAGUGGAAAAACCAUAUCAAUGCUUGGAGUGUGGGAAGGGUUUUGCUUACUCCUCAGCCUGUGUCAAACAUCAGCGCGUUCACAAUGGCAUGAAACCCUAUCAAUGCUUGGACUGUGGAAAGUGUUUUUCUUGGAAAACAAACUUCAUGAGCCACCAGAGAGUCCACACAGGAGAGAAACCAUUUAAUUGUUUGGAGUGUGGGAAGUGUUUCGCUUGGAAAUCGCAUCUCACGACUCACCAGAGAAUCCACACAGGAGAGAAACCCUAUAAAUGUUUGGAGUGUGGGAAGUGUUUUGCUCGGAAAUCGCAUCUCAUGAACCACCAAAAUGUCCACACAGGAGAAAAACCGUAUAAAUGUUUGGAAUGUGGGAAGUGUUUUCCUCUGAAAUCACAGCUCCCAAGGCACCAGACAGUCCAUACAGGAGAAAAACCCUAUAAAUGUUUGGAAUGUGGGAAGUGUUUUGCAUGGAAAUCAAAUUGUAUGACCCACCAGAGAAUCCAUACAGGAGAGAAACCUUAUAAAUGCUUGGAGUGUGGGAAAUGUUUUGCUCAGCAAUCACAACUUCCAAGACACCAGAGAGUCCACACAGGAGAAAAACCCUAUAGAUGUUUGGACUGUGGAAAAUGUUUUGCUUUUAAAUCACACCUCUUGAAACACCAGCAAGUUCACGUAGGAGAGAAACCUUAUAAAUGCUUGGAGUGUGGGGCACGUUUUGCCUGGAAACCAAAACUCACGGUCCACCAGAGAAUCCACACAGGAGAGAAACCCUAUAAAUGCUUGGAAUGUGGGAAGGGCUUUGCUGACUCAUCAACCUUUAGACAACAUCAGAAAAUUCACACAGGAGAGAAACCCUAUAAAAGCUCAGGAUGUGGGAAAUGUUUUGCUUGGAAAAGAACUCUCAUGGCCCACCAGAGAAUCCACACAGGAGAGAGACCCUAUAAAUGCUUGGAGUGUGGGAAGUGUUUUUCUCACCAAGCAAGCCUUCAGAGGCACUGUAAAAGUCAUGUAGAUCAGAAACCCACUGCAUUAGUAACAUUUGUGGCGGUCAUAAAAAUGAUUUACUCUUUAACUAAUCCAUCUGGACUCUAA